CACUUGAGGAUCACGAUGAGGCGGUCCACAUCGUACAUAAUAUUCGCAUUACUGGUUUCCCUGGAAUGCCUAACCCUUGGAGGUGCAGCUCCCGUUGGUGAGCAUCCAGAUCACGCCGGCUGCAUACGGAUAACGAUCAUCAAGAGACCCUUGAGCACCACCACAACGACGACGACAACCACAACCACCACGACCACAACAACCACAGCUGCAACCACAGUAGCUGCUGGCUAGGGAACCAUUGAAUAAUUAACCACAAGUGAUGAUAUUCUUGACGAUUACUGCGAAAAUGUGCUUCCCAGACUCUGGAAUUACUUGCCAAAAGUAUCCAUGUGAUUUCAGGAUUAGUUUUAAAUGCUUGAAAACUAAAUAUUAAAUAUGCAUGUGGUUUUAA
This is a messenger RNA of Drosophila ficusphila, 394 nucleotides long. RefSeq names its product fe-S cluster assembly protein DRE2. Bases 16 to 234 code for a protein of 72 amino acids. The transcript has a single exon. Lineage: Eukaryota; Metazoa; Arthropoda; Insecta; Diptera; Drosophilidae. The record is from RefSeq and is a predicted model, not a curated record.